Aspergillus heteromorphus CBS 117.55 is the source of this 1521-nucleotide messenger RNA. RefSeq names its product PH domain protein. The annotation marks the transcript as partial. NCBI's taxonomy places the organism in Eukaryota, Fungi, Ascomycota, Eurotiomycetes, Eurotiales, Aspergillaceae. The record is from RefSeq and is a predicted model, not a curated record. The transcript is spliced from 4 exons.
AUGUCGGCCACCAGCAGCCCCGUGGAGCCGAGGCUCCCCCAGCGGUCUGGCACCGUGUCCAGCACCAUGACUGGCUUUACCCGCCGGACUUCCAUGAGUGAUGAGGAGGCCAUCCCCGGUUCCGACAGCAAUGAGACUACGAAUCUCCUCCUCGAGCGCCUCCGCGCUUGGAAGCAUAUGUGUGGAUACCUGGAGGACUACGUUUCCGUCACGGCGAAGGUGUCCAAGUCCCAGGCGAAGGACUUUGAGAAGGUCUUGAAGACUGUCAGCGAUCCUCUGAGAGAAGGUCAUCAUUUCUCCCAGAGCGCAGGGGGCGUUGCUGGUUGGUUUGAGAACAUCCGCGCCAACACUCAGGGAAUGGUCAACCUGUAUACCGACUCGGAGAAAAACCUCAAAGGCUCUGUGCUGCCACCCCUGGAGCGCCUGCACAAAGAAAUCAAGGCCAAGUCCAAGGAGCUGCAGAAUGGCGCGGCUAAGGGCGCCAAGGCAGUGGAGAAGGCUCGCGGUGUAACGCAGAAGCACAUCGAGCUUCUCGCCCAGCACACGGCUACGCUUGAUGCGGCGUCCCACAACAAGCUUGAAACCUCCCAUGACCCGUACGUGCUGCGUCGGGGUGUCGUUCACCGUCUGAACAAGCAGGUCAUCGAGGAGAACAACAACCGCCAGGACCUCAUCGUGGUGCAGAACAACUUCCAGCAGUUCGAAGCGCAUGUCCUGCAGACCGUGCAGGCUGCGAUGGAGCAGUUUGUCACCUACAUGGGCGGCCAGCUGGAUCGCCACCGCGCCAUGUACACGGACAUGCUGUCCGUGGGCCAAAGGGUCCCCCCCGAGUUUGAAUGGGUCAACUUCAUGACCAGAAACGACAGCGUUCUUGUCAACCCCGACGCACCGCCGCGGUCGCUGGCCAACAUCACCUUCCCCAACCAGGACCACCGCUACACUCAGCCUCUGAUCGAGGGUACCCUGGAGCGCAAGUCCCGUGCCAUGCUCAAGGGCUACAGUCCCGGCCACUACGUCGUCACCCAUGCCCGCUACCUGCACGAGUUCAAGGACACCGACGAUCUCCGCCGCGACCCGACCCCUGAGCUGUCCCUGUUCCUCCCCGACUGCAUCAUCGGGGCCAUGGACGGUUCCAAGUUCAGCGUCAAGGGCAAGGACGUCUCCGGCGGCAAGGUCGGCAAUGCCUUCCACACUAACACCGAGCUGAACUUCAAGGCCGCCAACUCCAACGAGGCCGAGAAGUGGUGGACCGUCAUCAAGGAUGCCACCCGCGCUCCCCAGCACACGUCUCCCGUCGCGUCGUCGCCCAUCUCCCCCGUCGCCGCCGAAGCGAACCAGCCGCCCGCCUACGCCGAAAAGGAGAGCGCCGCCGCCGCAGGCGCUGCCCAGGAAGCCCCAUCGCCGGUCUCCCCUCCCGCUGUUAGCCGUACCAACACCAGCGGCACGGCGGCCUCCCUCCCGUCUGUUUCCGGUAGCGCUGCAGCAACCUCCCCGACGGUUGAAAAGACCGCCGAGAAGGCA